GUGUAGAUGUUUACGAGUAGUACUCAGUGUUAAAGUCUUACGUAAGAUAUGCAAUGAAUUGUCCAUAACGCAAACCUUGAGGAAAGUAUUAGAUACAUUCUUACUAUGGAAAAUUCAAAAUCUAAAAGUAAAGGGCACGAGACCAAGCAUCUCCGAUCUGGAAACGAUGAUUUUGUCAUCAGUGUCGUAACGAAUGGCUCCUACAGCAUCAUCAUCAAUGGUACAACUUGGCUGAACAAUGCGCCUACGUAUUUCAACGCCAACAACAAAACGUACAAUAGCUCGGACGGAACGCUGAAGCUGGUGCAAUCAAGCGCGACUUCCGGGACGGACAAAAUCGGACAAUGGCAGUCUACCAUGUUCUUGUAUGAGACAAAUGACGCAGCGGCUGUCCAAUUUACAGCUAUCAUCAAGACUUAUCAGCAGUUGCCUAUCAUAAUAUUCCAGCAAUAUUUCAACGACGGUGCCACCUGGGCUCAGGCGUCUACCUAUGAGUCAUUGUGCGGUGGUUUCCCUGGGUUUAAGAUGGAAGGUGAUCCUGGAAAACUGGGGUUUCUUUCCUUCGGAGGCCUCAUGUUUGGCGACACGAAUAAACAUAUAGGAAGCUGGUCAAACCAAACGAGUACUAUAAAUGACGGUAUAACAGGUGGCCCUCUGGCUCUGUUCGAUCAAGAUGGGCGAACGCUUGUUAUUUCACCUUUCAACAACUUUAUGUCAGCGUCCUUCCUCCAUGAUCAAAAUAAGGGAGGCAACUACUACGGUGGCAUAAUGGGAGGUGUGUCGACUAUUCCCGCAAAAUACCAUCAGGAUUUCAUCAUGUAUUAUGGCAAAGGCAUAAAUAAGGCGUUUGAAGGAUGGGGCAAAACUUUAAGAAAUUUCUAUGGCAAGAGCACAAAACAACAAGAUGGCGAUAUCACUAUAAAAUAUCUCGGAUACUGGACAGAUAAUGGUGCGUAUUACUACUAUCACACGGAGAAUGGUACGAAUUAUGAACAGACGGUCCUUGGUGUUAGGGAUUACGCCAACAAAAUGAAUAUACCCUAUAGGUAUUUUCAGUACGAUUCGUGGUGGUAUUACAAAGGGAUUGGUGGCGGCGUGAAGACCUGGGUCGCUAGGCCGGACGUAUUUCCUGAUGGCUUUGAAAAUGUUACAAAAAUGAUAAAGUACCCAGCAGCUGCUCAUAACAGAUACUGGGCUUCGGAUACAACUUAUGCUAAACAAAAUGGCGGGAAAUACGAUUUCAUUGUUGAGAAGUAUAAAGCCGUACCGAUCUCUAAGCAGUUCUGGAUGGACCUUUUUAGCGAAGCCAAAAAAUGGGGCAUGGUGCUAUACGAGCAGGAUUGGUUAAAUGUUGAAUUUAGCGGCUUGAAUGCGUUUCUACAUGACCUUGACCUUGGAGCGAAAUGGCUGACCCAGAUGGCGGAUGCAGCGCAGGAUAGCGGUAUCUACAUCCAGUACUGUAUGGCCAAUCCUAGACACGCAAUGCAAUCCCUUCUGUAUCCGGCAGUCACACAGGCUAGGGUAUCCAAUGAUUACCAUCCUGGGGAUGGCCAAUGGAGCAUCGGAAUAUCUUCUAUUUUCGCAGCGGCGAUGGGCGUGGCUCCAUACAAAGACACAUUCUGGACUACAGAGGUACAACCUGGAAAUCCAUACGGAAGCGAUGAGAUUGGAGCUACAAAUGAUCGUGUUGAUGAGAAAUAUAGAAACAAUUUAAGUGGCGUGGAGGGGGCUACAAAGUAUCUAUUGAUAGAAGAAAGAACAAAUUAA
Messenger RNA from Mercenaria mercenaria, 1767 nucleotides. RefSeq lists its product as uncharacterized. Lineage: Eukaryota; Metazoa; Mollusca; Bivalvia; Venerida; Veneridae. The record is from RefSeq and is a predicted model, not a curated record. The transcript is spliced from 14 exons. Bases 106 to 1767 code for a protein of 553 amino acids.